AUGACUGCUCCCAUGAACACCCCGGCGCCGGCCGUGGCCAAGGACGCCGCAUCGGCGAGGAAGCGCCGGAGAAGGGCCCCCGCCGGCGGGGCCGCGGAUGACUGCUUCACUUGCGCCAAGCGGAAUGUCAAAUGCGACAGGAGGAGGCCGUACUGCUCACAGUGCUUGGAAAUUGGCAACGAGUGCUCCGGCUACAAGACCCAACUAACAUGGGGCGUCGGUGUGGCCAGCCGUGGCAAACUACGCGGCUUGUCGCUGCCCAUCGCGAAAGCACCCCCCGUCAGCUCCGCCAAGACGGUCAAGUCACCAUCGACAGUGCGUGCCCGAACGGGCUCUGUGAACUCGACAGGGCAAUGGCCAGCAGAGCAGGAUGAGCGGGCGGUCCGGGAAGAGACGGAAGUCAAGAUGGAGUUGGAUCACAGGAGGAAUCCUUCGGUACCGAUGACGACGACUCACUUCCCCCCUCCCUACGACAUGUCGCAACACCUCUCUCCAACCGACGCAGCGCCACCACCCGGCUGGACUCACAUCCCUUUCUCGUCGAGCAUGUCCCCGACUGACGCAUCGAGAUUCCAACCACGGCCGCUGCACAUUCCUGUGUCCCCAGUCGGGGAUAUGAUGCAGCGGGAUAUGAUCCAAACGCCCAUGGACUCGAUCAGCGAGGUGGAUUACAUGUCGCCCAUUGCUCACUCUUAUCCGCGGGAGGACGUCCCUGGCUUUAUCCACAGCCCAAUGGGUUAUGAAGGGUUUCCUACGCAUGCUUCGCCGGGAGCCCAAAGCCCUGUGGCCGUGGCCGCCAUGAUGAUUGAGCAAACACGGGCACCCGCGCCAUGUCCCAGCUUAGUCUAUGCCCCUUCCGAACCGGCCUCGAGUCUUCACCCCCACCUUUCCCACAUGGACAACAUGGAAAUGCAGCUGAGCCGCAAGAUGCCCCACGAAUGUGAGGUUUUGGUGCCUGGCACUCCCGACUUGGACACAUAUAGCUCGAGCGCCCAGUCGCAUGGUCCGUUUUGGGCCUCUUCGUGCGGGGAUGAUGAAUCCGUCUCACAAAGCGUCCCCGAUCGGCACUCUGCGCCGUGGCCCGCAUCCUUCCCAUCACAGUCCCCGUCGCCUGUCUUGCAGGUCAGCCCGGACCUCAUCACCAAGAUGCCCUUCUUCAUGGACUACUACGAAAAGACCAUCUGCCCCAACAUGGUCUUCAUUGACGGGCCCAACAACCCGUUCCGGGAACAGAUUCUCCGCCUCGGUACCAGCAGCAGGAGCUUGCAACACGCCAUCUGCGCGCUCGCCGCGUGCAAUCUGAGGAUGAAGAGGAGGCUGAGCCGUGGCCACCACGGCCGGGAUGCUGGGGAGCGGCAGCUGGACAUGAGCCCGAUUGAUAGCGGAUCCGAUGUGCAGCCCACCGACCAGUCUCUGGCCGAGGAGUACCAGCACCGCAAUCUGGCUGUCCGCCUACUGAAUGAGCAACUCAACGACGCCGACAAGUCGACGCACGAUUCCGUUCUGGCCACGAUCCUGUUGCUAUGCCACUACCGCAUGGCCGAGUCCGGUGUGGCCAAGUUCCAGACGCAGUUUGCGGGCGUGAAGAAGAUCCUGGGCUUGCGGCGGAUGUCGCCUUACCCGCCAUCACGGGAUUCCGCGUGGAUGGAGGCGCUCUUUAUGUAUUUUGACUCGGUGGCUGCGAGCAUCAACGACAGGGAACCACAACUCAACACAGCCUUUUACGGGGUCUCGCCAGAUACGCAAUUAUUACCCGCGGGCUCUGAAAAUCUCGUUGGCUGUGACCGCGAGCUUUUCAAGACGAUCAGCAAGCUCGGCCGGCUCAACCUCCUCUCCCAGCAUCGCCCCGUACAACAACUCAUCACAUCCCCUUCGCUACCUCGGAUCUCCGCUUCCGCUCGACCAACUUCCCCUCUCGGCUCACAAUUCAAGCCCCCAUCCCUCCUCAACGGACAGGACCACCAUCACCAACACCACCACCACCAAAGCAUCUUCGGCGGGGCCCCCCACCCCAUCAACAGCAGCGUACGAUUCGACGGCAACGGCUACGCCGCGCCCAACCUCGAAGACGACGACGUACUCGGCGCCGGCUCAGUCCCGCAGCAGCAGCAGCAGCAGCAGCAAGUCCAGUCCCCAACGGCCUACGACGACCCACGCAGCGUCUUCUGGCGCGAAUGGAAAGAAGCGCGCCAGGCCCUACAAACCUACGAAUUCGACAACGCCCGCGUCCGCGCCUCCCUAACCACCCCACCACAACCCUCCGCCUCUUCUGCAACCUCCCCCGUAGGCUCCAUGUCCUCCUCCCUCCCACCAGUGCAACCCACCGGCAGCCAAAUCCGCGACCUCGGCUCCCUCAGCGAAGCCUUCCGCUACGCGGCCCUGCUUUACACCGAGCGCCUCGCCAGCCCGAACGUCCCCUCCAACCACAACAACUUCCGCAACCUGGUCAGCCAAGUCGUCUACUACGCCACCAGCCUCGAGGCCGGCAGUGCCGCGGAGAAGUUCUUGCUCUGGCCGCUGUUCGUCGCUGGCAGUGAGUGUGUCAACGAACUGCAGCAGGGGAUCGUCCGGUCCAAGUGCCGUGAGAUUAUGGCGCGUAGCGGGUACAUGAAUAACCUGGCCGCGUUGGAGGUGUUGGAGCGGUUGUGGGCUGGGGAAGGGGGUGUGCAGCAGCAAGGGGCGGGUAGUCAUCAUCAUCCUCAGAAUAGGAUGGGAGGGAAUGGACGGGGUGGGCCGUUCAACUGGGCUCAGUGUAUCGGUGGGCCGGGAGUGGAAGUGGAGUGGAUCAUCUUUUGA
Messenger RNA from Dichotomopilus funicola, 2796 nucleotides. Its product is annotated as fungal-specific transcription factor domain-containing protein. Gene Ontology annotation, cellular component: nucleus. Gene Ontology annotation, molecular function: zinc ion binding; RNA polymerase II cis-regulatory region sequence-specific DNA binding; DNA-binding transcription factor activity, RNA polymerase II-specific. Lineage: Eukaryota; Fungi; Ascomycota; Sordariomycetes; Sordariales; Chaetomiaceae. The coding region runs from base 1 to 2796 and encodes 931 amino acids. The transcript is spliced from 2 exons. The record is from RefSeq and is a predicted model, not a curated record. Gene Ontology annotation, biological process: positive regulation of transcription by RNA polymerase II.